CGAGUAAGAACGGCGUUGAGAUGGAGGAACGAUGCGAUUAUUUCCUACUAAUUUCCCUUUCCACCCUGCAUGUUUAUCGCCUUUAAUUCACAUUUUGAUUCCACUGUGCAUCAUCUGCACCAUCGCAUGUACCUCGUUCCGUGUUCCUGUUAAUUAUGUCGGCUAUUGAUUCGCAAUCUGUUUUUAUUUUCGGUUAAUUCUUCGGUUCACUAGCUAAUCCUGUCUCCCAGCCCUACACCUGAAACUAGCACGCCAUGGCAACUCUUCAAGUUUUUGGCGGCGGACCUGCGACAACGCGUCAAAAAGCUGUCGAAGAUGCGCGGAAAAUGGAAGAAGCUGUUCAAGAAGAAUGCGCCAAGUCAGGAAAACCCGCUCCCCAGUACCGCCUUACCGAAUUAAUCGGCAAGGGGAGCUUUGGUCGUGUGUACAAAGCAACCGACUUGAGGACUGCCAAUGUGGUAGCUGUUAAGAUCAUAGAUGUCGAUGAGAGUGAUACCGUGAAUCCGAAGAUCGCAGAUACUUACAGUGAGAUUCUCAAGGAGAUCAACGCGUUGCAUCGUCUAAGCCAGUCUGGCGCCCAGAAUAUCAAUCAUGUUAUUGAGGCCUUACCUGUCGGUAAAGCUAUGUGGAUGGUUACGGAAUACUGUGCUGGUGGUAGUGUAGCAACUCUGAUGAAACCUACUACUCCGGGGGGGUUACAGGAGAAAUGGAUAAUCCCUAUACUGCGUGAAGUAGCCGUAGCAAUUUACUGGGUUCAUAAGGAGGGCAUUAUACAUCGCGAUAUUAAGUGCGCUAAUGUCUUAGUUACCGAAACGGGAGCGGUCCAGCUUUGCGAUUUCGGUGUUGCUGGUAUGAUGGAGACCAAGUUGGACAAACGGUCUACUUUCAUCGGAACACCACACUGGAUGGCGCCAGAACUUUUUGACCCUAAUGCGCAGUACGGAACAGAAGUUGACAUAUGGGCUUUCGGGUCCAUGGUGUACGAAAUUGCCUCUGGAUUACCCCCGAAUGCGACGGCGAGAGUAGGUCUGCCCCAAUUAGGAGACUAUCUUAGAGAACAUAUACCGCAUCUAGAAGGGGAUCAAUAUUCGGACGAACUUAAAAGUUUAGUUUCCUUUUGCCUCGAGGAAAACCCAGCCAGACGACCAACUAUUGAACAGAUCCAACAACACCCAUACAUUUACAACACAAGCUCUAGAUAUCCCACAUCCUCUCUUGCAAACCUCGUCAAAGCCUUUAGGCUUUGGGAAGAACGUGGUGGCAUUAGGAAAUCCCUCUUCGCGGCUGGAGGAGCACAAGCACCCUCCGAUCUAGAUUCGACUUCGUUAUCAACCGAGGAAUGGAAUUUCUCUACUACGCUAGCCUUCGAUCAGCAGCUCCAUGAUAUGUCAGAUGGCAUGUCCGAAGUCCAAGCAGUCCGCGACGUUUAUGGCUCAGCUGUUGAUUUCCCCGCCACAUUUGGCGAAGACACGGCACGACCUAAGGCAUUAGGCAAAGGUAGACGGCGACCGCCACCACAAGCUUUAGCUGCGACCAAAGUAAAAGCUCCCCUAGAAAAAGUAUUCGAUCCCAACACGAUAUCAAACUACGAUGAAAAUUCUCGCAUGUACUACGGUCGCCUUGGGCCACCUCCAGUAUCAUCAGAACCACCGCCAAUGACAAACCAGGUUCCGGUAUCCGAUCUGCCGCUGCGUGACGACUCCCUCCACGCGACACUUCGCGAAUCUUUAAUUGACCUUGACGCUUCCCUCGGUGGUGGUGAACUUUCUAACUUUGUCGACAUGGGCACGAUAAGACCGGGUCCAGGACCAGGACAGAAUCCGCGAGCCUCAAUGGACAACAAUUGGUCUUUCUCAGCAGCUACUGCGAUAAACACACAGGAUAGGGCACCUCUAAGUGACCCUGCAGACAUGGGCAGUGGCCGGAAUCAUGCACCGGACUGGUCAUGGCCAACGAGUAUUCCCCCAGCCUCUGCCAAUCCGGAGACGUCACAUUUCACGUUUAACGAUGACCGAAACUUCGAUCUUGGUCCCGAUCGUCCCCGACUCCAGCACCACCCUACCGAGCCUAUGCUGCCAUCGCAAGGCUACGAUAUGCAAGGUUCAAGCGCACCAUCGCACGACCGCAUGUCCGUGGCCAGUUUGAUCGACCUCGAUAUGAGCAUGCCCGAACCCAACUUCCCGGAACUCACACGCCCCUCCACCGCAAACUCGGACAUAGCAUCCAUCACCGGCUCGGAAGUCGGCGCCCGAGAGCCCUUCGAGCUCGAACGCCACGCGUCCGUCUACGCCCCCGCCAGCUUCACUAGCCGCGAGCCGUCCAUCUACGUGUCCGACGGGUCCGAGUUCUCUACCCGCGUGGCCAGCAAGAUCGCCGAGGAAGACGAGGAGGUGCCUGAUACCAACGUCUUCAAUGCGACGGGGGGAUCCCAUCAACAUCAGGACCAACAUCAGCAGCAGUACCACCACCAGCACGAGCACCAGCACCAGAACAGCGAGUACACGGUAUCGUCGUCGGACACCUACGUGGACCGGGACGACGGGUACCACGGCCCGACGACGGCCGCGCACAUCCUGCGGACCACGGGCCCCGUGCACCUGCCGUCCAUCGCGCCGCCGUCGUCGAGCGUCGUCGAGGCCAGGGCCACGGCGGGCGACGUCGCCAACGAGAUGCGCCGCCUCGUCGCUAGCCUCCACGAGCACUUGUCCAUCAUCGGCGAGCAGGUCGGGAGCAUGGAGCCCAGGCGCGCGGCGGGCAGGAAUAAUUUCGACGGCGCCGAGUAGGAAGAAGCACUUGGUGGGUGAUUUGCUAUCUCGUAUAGAGAGAGAGGAAGAGAGAGAGAGAGAAAUGGGGAAAAGGAUGAGGAAGAGGGGAGAAUAAGGUUUUUCAAGAAUAGAAAAACAGGGAAAGGC
Daldinia caldariorum is the source of this 2912-nucleotide messenger RNA. Its product is annotated as kinase-like protein. Gene Ontology annotation, biological process: protein phosphorylation. The transcript has a single exon. NCBI's taxonomy places the organism in Eukaryota, Fungi, Ascomycota, Sordariomycetes, Xylariales, Hypoxylaceae. The coding region runs from base 255 to 2783 and encodes 842 amino acids. The record is from RefSeq and is a predicted model, not a curated record. Gene Ontology annotation, molecular function: ATP binding; protein kinase activity.